AUGGAUGACGUAAACUGACAAAACGGAGACAAUCAACCCAAAAAGUCAAGGAAUUUGAUGGCGUAUUUGAGCCUCUUCUUUACCAAAUUAUUCAGAGAAAAAGCUGAGCAAUGUCAGCAUAAGGACGACUGCCCUAAGAAUGCUGUAAAGGGAUUUAUCAAGAAUUUCGUAAUUGCGUAUUGAAUAAAAAUCGGAGGUCAAGUCUUGAUGAUGUCGGUGAAGAGGAAAUAUGAUGUCAAUAAGAUCCUACAGAAUAUGGUCUCAAAGGAUUGACUCAGCUUCGCUAUGUUCUUGGCUAGUGUUGCUGCUUUAUAUAAAUCGUCACUUUGCCUGACAAGACGAUUUAAUAGGACUCAUGAUAAGUACAACGCGGCAAUUGCAGGAGCAAUUAGUUCUUUCGCCUGAUUAGCUGACAAGAAUGUAUCAAGGAGGCAAGCAAUAGUCUUUUAUUUAUCAUCAAGAGUCCUCGAAAGCUUUUUUAAACUCAUGGAUAACCACCACGUCAUGGCUGAGCCAAAAGAGUGGGGAUUCUAUGUAAUGGCAGUUGGAGCUGGCCUCUUCGGAUACCAAGUAUGGUGAGAAAGAGAUACUGCUCUCAAGAGUGCAUUGAAGACUAUGGAUAAGUUUGCAGCCUUGAAGAAGAACGACAUAGGCUAUAUGCAAAUCUUGCAUAAGGUUUCAUACUAA
Molecule: messenger RNA, 687 nt
Organism: Moneuplotes crassus
Lineage: Eukaryota; Ciliophora; Spirotrichea; Euplotida; Euplotidae
Source: the annotation of a GenBank genome assembly